UCUUCCUCCGCCGCUGCUGCAGCCUGACUCUGACACAACCGGCAUGUCUGCACACUGAGAGCCGCGCACUACCACACAAUACCUCCGUUUGGACGCACAACUUGUGAUUUCUUUUUCCCCGCCGACGAAGAAGAAGAUAGGAGUGCUUGUAACCCGCUGCUGCUGCUACGAAGACUUGGAGGUGGAUCCAAACAAGGUCUGUCCCUGAUAACGUGACCGGUGAAGGAAGAGAACACAGAACUGCUUCAUCAUGAAUUUUGUAAUGAAAGCUGCGCUGGGAGGAGGUCCUCCAGAUGUGGGCAAGAUGCUUGGUGGAGAGGAGAAGGAGGAGGACCCCGAUGCAGCCAAGAAGGAGGAGGAGAGGCAGGAGGCCCUGAGGCAGCAGGAGGAGGAGAGGAAGGCCAAGUAUGCCAAGAUGGAGGCUGAGAGAGAAAGAGUGAGGCAAGGCAUCAGGGAUAAGUAUGGCUUAAAAAAGCGUGAGGAGGCUGAGGCCGAGGCAGCCGCUGCGGCAGAGCAGCCUGCUGAGGGCAGCUUGACUCGACCCAAGAAGGCCGUGCCGGCUGGCUGCGGUGAUGAGGAGGAGGAGGAGAGCAUCAUGGACCAAGUGAUGAAAUACCUGCCAGGCCCACUGCAAGACAUGUUGAAGAAGUAGUCCAGUUAAUGCUAAUGUAAACUUAGCUUAGUCCAAGGGCUACAUUCACAGGACUGAGGUUAAAUCAGGGGUUUGUUGUGAUCAGAGCAUUAAAAAAGUGUAAGCAGCAGCGUAUACUGUAGCCAUUAGACUAAGCUAGGCCAGGUGGACGUUAGCUUGACAGAUGCUAACCUUAGCUAUGUUACAACAACAAAGCUAACAGCAAGCAGAGGGGCUAAAAACACAAUGUUAGAUGGUUUAUCCUUCUAUUCUGAGCAGUUUUAAAUACCUUCCUCUCCUCUCUGUGGAAGCUGCUGAGCUUUCUCGCAGCACUGGAAAAUAAUCUCCCUCUUCACUCUUAUUUGUACAUAAAUGAAUACAUUAUAAGGCUCAAGAUGGGCAAACAAUCAUGAAAUAUAUGAAAAUAAUCUACUAACUGUGUGUCUGUCUCUAAAAUAAUAAUAAAAAUAUAUGUGAUAACUUGAUAAGCCAUAUUUUAAAAAGGAAAUUUAAAGACUAUUGUUGUGUGCUCCUAAAGCUAAUGUUUUGUGUUCGACCAUGUCUGAUAUUUAUGUCAAACUUUUGCACACAGUGUUACACUUUUCUCUUUCAGACCUGUCGUCUGUCUGUGUGACACACCCCAACGCCCCGACAUAAAGUGUGGUAACAUCCAUGUAGUGUAGUGUUAAAAAUGUUUCUAUUCCCCUGUUCAGUGCGUCUCCUUCUUAUGUCUUGCAUGCCAUUUGUCUGGACACGUUUGUUGUGUGGAUAUGUAUAAACUCACCCCCCUAUCCCUAGUUCUUUAUCAUGCAAAAAAUAUUAAGGCAAUAACUCCUAAGUUUGAGUGUGAUUGCACUUCCAUGUUGAUAUAACCUUUAAUAAUAUCAGUAGAAGAAAAAAUAUGUAUGCAUUCAGGACUUUUAAUUUACAGGAUUUUAGAGUUUUCCUUUUGUUAUUUCAUUGUUUUGAUGAAGAAUGACCGUGUAGCCGUUCAUACAACAGCCAAAACCUUAAGCUUUCAGCCAUAAAACCAGAACUUACAGUAUGUAUACUCUUACUAUCAGGAUCUACUACUAAGAAGGGGAUACUGAAUGAGUCUGUUUGAAUAAAUUUGCUAUCACUAAGUAUGAUUUGUGAGAUGUGGUUGGAGAUAUUAACGUGAAAGAGGACUAUUAGAGAAAGAAACCCCCUCCCCAGAUACACUCACAGUGAUGUGAAUAGUGCUGUAGAGUCACAGAUGUUUAAAAAUAAGAUACAAUGUGACGCUGUGUUCCACUUAUUGGUGGUUAAGAUGUGAGAAUGAGAGACAGACAGCGACCUGAUAUGCCAUGAGCAAUAAAGGAUGAUCAUGUAUGUUUCUGCCUGAACUUCAAUAAAAACUUAAAACCUUGUUCACAGACAUUA
This is a messenger RNA of Cheilinus undulatus (humphead wrasse), 2035 nucleotides long. RefSeq names its product complexin 2, like (gene cplx2a). Gene Ontology annotation, molecular function: syntaxin binding. Gene Ontology annotation, cellular component: terminal bouton; SNARE complex. Bases 251 to 652 code for a protein of 133 amino acids. Gene Ontology annotation, biological process: neurotransmitter transport; regulation of neurotransmitter secretion; synaptic vesicle exocytosis. The transcript is spliced from 4 exons. NCBI's taxonomy places the organism in Eukaryota, Metazoa, Chordata, Actinopteri, Labriformes, Labridae. The record is from RefSeq and is a predicted model, not a curated record.